GGAGAAUUUAUAUGUAUACAAAGUCCUCCCAAGACUCCAAGGUCUCCUCCUCAACACCAUCACCUCCAUCAUUUGCUUCUCCUUCUCCUUCUUCUUCUUCUUCUUCUUCUUCUUCUUCUUCUUCUUCUUCUUCUUCUUAUAAUUUAUUAAGAUCUGAGAAGCAACAUGGGUGAAGGAGCAAAGCAAGUUUUUCAAGGCUUCUCAGUUGCUAAAGAAACCCAGAAUGGUCCUUGGGUGAUCAUGGAAGCUGCAGGUGACGAUAAUGAUAUGAGCCAUUCUGCAUCCAAUGGAUCAUCCUUUGAAGAUUCCUCCAGCACUGUUGAAUCAUCAUCUUCAUCAGACCUGGUAGAGGAUGCAUCUUCUUCUUCAUCAUCAUCUUCUUCUUCUUCAUCCCUUUCAAAUGGGCCUCUCUAUGAACUUUCUGAGCUCAUGGCCAAUCUUCCCAUCAAGAGAGGUCUUUCUAUGUACUUCCAAGGAAAAUCCCAGUCUUUUACAUCAUUAGCAAGCGUGAAGAGCAUAGAAGAUUUGACAAAGAGAGUCCACCCUUGCAGGAAGAAAAUGAAAACAUGCAAGAGCUAUGGAGGGGGUUUGGCCAUGGAUGGCCACAAGUUGCAUUCUCCAAAGCCUGUCAUAUCAAAGAAAUCUUCUUCAAAGGGAUUUGUUUCUUCUUCCUCUCCUCCUCCUCUAGGGCCUUACAUGUUGGAGCACGAUUGGAAUGGGCAAAAUGCAUGAUGGUUUGUACUUAUUACAAGAUUCGAGCCUUUCUCAAGCCACUGCAUCUUUUUAUGGUUUCUUUUCUAAGCAGAAUCUCAAGGCUUUCUCUAUUAUUUGCUCUUCUUCUCUUUCUUCAAAUGUGUUUUCACUUUGGCAUUCAAGGCUUGGGCACCCUUCUGAUGUAAAAAUUCAUUCUUUGGGUAGAGUUUUACCUUUUCUUAAGAAUUGUUGUAAUAAACUUUGUAAUGUUUGUCCUUUGGCAAAACAGAAAAGAAUUCAUUUUCCUUUCAAUAAUAAUAAAUGUGCUUAUCCUUUUGAUCUUGUUCA
Malania oleifera is the source of this 1041-nucleotide messenger RNA. Its product is annotated as protein OXIDATIVE STRESS 3-like. The transcript is spliced from 3 exons. The record is from RefSeq and is a predicted model, not a curated record. Bases 166 to 732 code for a protein of 188 amino acids. NCBI's taxonomy places the organism in Eukaryota, Viridiplantae, Streptophyta, Magnoliopsida, Santalales, Ximeniaceae.